Ostertagia ostertagi is the source of this 1575-nucleotide messenger RNA. NCBI's taxonomy places the organism in Eukaryota, Metazoa, Nematoda, Chromadorea, Rhabditida, Trichostrongylidae. The record is from the annotation of a GenBank genome assembly.
AUGAAAGCUGAACUCGCGCGGUUACAACACGAGCAGCUUCGGUUGCAUGAAGAGGCUAAGAAGGCAUCUAACGAAACGAGUAGAACGCAAUCUGAGCUCGACAAAGCUCUCCAAAAAUACAAUGCUGUAGAAACCGAUCUGAACAGGCUAAGAAAUCAAUAUCGAUCGUUGGAACGAAGGUUGGAGCAGCUCGAGAUGGACGACGAUUACACUGUCGUAGACAAUAUGAGUAUGUCACAGAAGCAACGGGAGCUGACGGAAGUAAGUAAGAACUAUAAAGAAGUCGAUGCCGAGUUCAACAGCGGCAAGAAGGAGUUGGUCGAGCUCGAGGCUCAAGAAGUGGAAAUGCAGGAGAAGAUUCGACGCAUAGCGGCUGACAUUGAAUCCGACACCAGACGAGCAGCUAGAAUACAGGAGUCUUUGCGGCGAAUAAUGGAUGAAAGUAUACGAGAACUCGAAGUGAAGAAGGAAGAAGCGGAAAAAACGGCUGAACGAAGUAAGGAACUUCCUACACCAUCGUCAAUGUCGAGUCCACCUGAUAUGGAACAGCUUGCUGAUACGGCUGAACUCGAUGAGCAGUAUAAAACACUAACGCUUAAAAUAGAGUCGGCAGAAAAAGUUAUCGGCAGAACAAUCACUCUAGAACAGCUCCAGGCGUUCAAAGACAGCUACGAAGCGUCAAAGAAACAAUAUCUGGAGUUGAAGGCGUUGAACAGGAAGCUCUCGGAGUGUCUCAAAAUACGUAAGGAAAAGUUUCCGAUCAUGUGCCAUGCGAUUACCAUGCGGCUGAAGAUGACAUUUCAAAGGCUCAUGGCCACCAGGUCAUAUCAUGGCAAGUUGGCAGUUGAUCGUCAAAAGGAAGUUAUCAACAUUAGUGUGGCAACUCAUCAGAAAGAUGAUAAUGCUGAGACGGUCACGAAAAGUGUUGUACAGGAUCUGAAAGGUCUUUCUGGUGGCGAAAGGUCGUUCACCACAGCAUGUUUCAUCAUGGCUCUAUGGGAGAUUAUGGAAGCGCCGUUCAGAUGUAUGGACGAAUUUGACGUCUUCAUGGAUAUGAUCAACAGACGCGUUAUUAUGGAUUUACUGGUCAAACUGGCUACGGAGCAAUACUCGCACAAUCAAUUCAUCUUCUUCACCCCUCAGGGAAUCAAAGAGCUUGGCGAACGAGAGCAUGUUCAAGUGUUUGAAAUGCCGAAAGACGAAUCACCGUCUGCAGAUGAAAAAGAGGAAAAGCAGGUGCCACAAUUCUUCACGGUAGAAGGUGUGGUGGGACCAGGAAAUUUCACACGUUAUGAGCUGAAAUUUGCAUAUCCUAUGAGGAUUGUGCUACAGACUUUAGAAGGUGAUGCAGAUAUAUACUUUUCGUAUACCGACAAGUCUGUGUCCUAUGAACUGCAUACGCAUGAUGCCUCAUCGGCUACAUGCGGUCUAGACUACAUUGAUAUCUUGUCAAAUCCUCGUCCUUCUUAUUUAGGGGUGUAUGGCCAUCCUUCGAAAGACGUGUCUUCCUAUCGACUCCUGGUCAUGGUAGCUCCUGAUGGAACUUUCGAUGAACCAGAGCUUAUUCAUCAGUAA